This is a messenger RNA of Toxotes jaculatrix (banded archerfish), 6414 nucleotides long. RefSeq names its product parathyroid hormone 1 receptor (gene pth1r). The record is from RefSeq and is a predicted model, not a curated record. NCBI's taxonomy places the organism in Eukaryota, Metazoa, Chordata, Actinopteri, Toxotidae. The transcript has 13 exons. Gene Ontology annotation, biological process: intracellular calcium ion homeostasis; adenylate cyclase-activating G protein-coupled receptor signaling pathway; cell surface receptor signaling pathway. Gene Ontology annotation, cellular component: plasma membrane. Gene Ontology annotation, molecular function: G protein-coupled peptide receptor activity; parathyroid hormone receptor activity; peptide hormone binding. Bases 1086 to 2696 code for a protein of 536 amino acids.
CGCUUCCUUACACGAGAAACUUCAACUUUCGCGUUUACUCUGCGCAGAAACACUCAGGCGUUUGCGAAUUAUCUGUCCGUCAGGGUGAAUUUGGCUUUCUCUUGAUAGUAAGUAGAGAUUCUUGAAGCCAAGUUGGCGUUUCUCUCUCCUCUAAGCUUUUCACAUCACCGUUGGAAAACAGAGCCCGUUUGAGAGUUUCAUACAUUCAGGUGCUGUGUGAUUGCCACGCUAGAUUGCUGUGUUGAUUGUUGUAGUUCAGCUGGGUCUUAGGGAGUAACACAGAUGACACGUUUCCAUGUUGUGUUUUCAUUAAUGAGUGAGAAGGAAGCGUAGCCAAGGAAAGUGAAGAGCAGCAGUGCGUUGACUGAGCUGAUUGGCGCAAAUCAAGUAGACAAAUCUAUGAAAAGUUUGUAAUUUCACGCUCUGCUCUGUCACAAGAUUGUGUUUCACUGCUCAAAUGCUAAAAGUGAGCCCUGUCUGAGAUCCUGCUGGUUCACUGUCGCCUGCACGGUACUAGAUGACCGCGUUGAUGGUGACAUGAGUCAGAGGGAAUCAAAUUGUGAAAUUCAACAGCGACUGGUGAUAGAAUGAUACAUUUAGGGCUUAUUUUUGUCCAACACUGAUCUAACAUUUGGAAGAGAGGACUGGAAUAAGCCAUAAGGCGCACAGCUCCAUACUGAAGUGUUUAAGUUAGUCUGAGGGGAAAUUUAAAAGACCUAAAAAUACAGCGUUGGUUUCUUCCCUACAAAGAAUCAUUUGAACUUCCCACCGCAGAGCGAGAGCGACAUAAAUAGUUCUGACAUGUGGAUGUAAUUUCAGAAGAGGAAAAAAGACAGAUGCAGAGAAAUAAAAAGAGCGGCUUGAGCCUGAGCAUAUAGUAGAUUAUAGGAAAUUAAAUCGAGGGCAGAGGGAGGCGAUUACAGAGUUAUGAUAUCACAAGCCGCCAUAAGCAUCGAGAGGCCAGAUGGAGUAAAAAAAACACAACUCUCUCCACUUUGAAGAGAGUUAAGUAGAUUAAAUAAUUUCAUCUGAGCAUCAGCAGCGUCUGCAAGGACUCUUGGAGGUAGACCCGCCUCAGGUCAGGGAUGGGAUCCGCUCUGCUGCUCCACAAUCUGGACUUUCUUCUCAUCUCACUGCUCAGCAGUUUAUGCCUGGUGUACGCAGAUGAUGUGCUCACAAAAGAGGAACAGAUAGGCCUGCUGUUCAAGGCCAAACGGAAGUGCGAGGGAAACAUCAAGUCAAAGGACAAGAUUCCUGAUGGUUUCUGCUCACCAGAAUGGGACGGCAUUGUUUGCUGGCCUGAAGGGCCUCCAGGAAAGCUGGUGUCCACCGCCUGUCCAGAGUAUAUCUAUGACUUCAACCAUAAAGGGCUGGCAUACCGUCGGUGUGACAACAACGGAACGUGGGAGCUGGCCACAAUCAACAAGACGUGGGCCAAUUAUAACGAAUGUGCAAAAUUCCUCUACCAUUACAACCAUAGCCAUGAGAAGGAGGUCUUUCACCGCCUGUAUCUCAUCUACACAGUGGGCUACUCCAUUUCUCUGGGAUCACUCAUGGUGGCUGUAGUCAUCUUGGGAUAUUUCCGACGAUUACACUGCACAAGGAACUACAUCCACAUGCACCUAUUUGUGUCCUACAUGCUAAGAGCUAUAAGUAUUUUUGCGAAAGAUGUUGUGCUCUACUCUGGAUCGGCCUUAGAGAACAUGGAGAGAGUCACAGUGGAAGACCUGAAGUCCAUCACUGAGGCUCCGCCAGCCAACAAAACACAGUUUAUUGGCUGCAAGGUGGUCGUGACCCUGUUUAUGUACUUUCUGGCGACCAAUUACUACUGGAUCCUUGUUGAGGGUCUGUACCUCCAUAGCCUCAUCUUCAUGACCUUCUUCUCCGACAGAAAGUAUCUGUGGGGAUUUACUCUGAUUGGGUGGGGAGUACCAGCCAUGUUUGUGACAGUGUGGGCAACUGUGCGAGCCACGUUUUCAGAUACAGAGUGUUGGGACUUAAGUGCAGGCAAUUUGAAAUGGAUAUAUCAAGUGCCUAUCCUGGUGGCUGUAGUGGUUAAUUUUAUGUUAUUUCUGAACAUCAUCAGAGUCUUGGCAACGAAACUACGAGAAACAAACGCAGGAAGGUGUGACACAAGACAACAGUACAGAAAACUGUUGAAGUCCACAUUGGUGCUGAUGCCGCUGUUUGGUGUCCACUACAUCAUAUUCAAUGCCAUGCCAUACACAGAGGUGUCUGGAAUUCCCUGGCUGAUCCAGAUGCACUAUGAGAUGCUGUUUAACUCCUUCCAGGGAUUCUUAGUUGCAAUUAUAUACUGCUUUUGUAACGGAGAGGUACAAGCUGAGAUCAAAAAGUCCUGGAGCAGGAGGACUCUGGCACUGGACUUCAAAAGAAAAGCUCGGAGUGGCAGUAACACUUACAGCUACGGACCUAUGGUAUCACACACCAGUGUUACCAACGUCACGGCCAGAGGACCGCUGGCCCUCCACCUCACCACGAGGCUGGGACCGGUGCCCGUGAACGGGCACAGGAACCUCCCCGGGUACGUCAAGAACGGCUCAGUGUCAGAGAACUCUAUACCUUCGUCAGGACAGGAGCUCCACAUUCCUGAGGAAGAGCAUUCUGCUCAUACGCGGCCCUGCGAGGAUGAAAAACCCUCGCCUGUGGUUGAGGAGGAAAGGGAGACUGUCAUGUGACCUCCAGGCUGCUGUGUAUAGGGAUGAAAACUGAAAGAACAAAUCAUAACACAGUCUCAGGAUGGUCAGAAGGGGAUGGCUGCAUGCAUCAACACUGCCAGUUAUUUUCUCCUGUGAAUCGAGCCAGAACAUUGCCGACUGAUGAGAUGGCUCAAGGUAAAAAGGGUGUAUCACUUUCGUGAGCUGGGCCACCUUUACUUGAGGGAUUAUGACCCUCAUAUUUUGUGGCAAAUAAUUUCAACUCUUUUAACAACCACCUGCCACAGUGAAUGUUUAAAAGGCUGAAAACAGACUGCCGUUUCUUAUUUCUUUUCCACUGCCAUAACUGUUAUCUUGUUUUCUCUUUUCUUUUUUGACAAAUGUCUUGUUGUGCUCAGCUUUUGUGCAUAAAUGAGGUUAGUUAGUUACAGUAGUUGCCAGAAACAGCCUUAAUCACCUAUGUACUGGUGGAUUUUGAGUGCACUUAGAGGCACACGUGGGGGCAAUUUCAUCAGCAACCUUUCGUAUUAAGUCAGUGUGAAUAGAUGAAGUGUAGGCUCGGCUUAAAAAAAUUAUUAAUGCUACUAUUUUGAGGCAACUGUUCAUGUUUUCUGGCAUGGCAUCUAAUUUGUUCUGCAUCGACUUAAAUCCACUUCAGUGUAAAAGGGAAGGUACUCAGGUAAUUGAAGUCUUCUGUUGUUGCACACCUAUUUUUAUACUUUUAAAGUGGUGUUUUAGCAUGGUCAGCAUUUCUCUCCAGAGGAUGUUGGUGUGUUGCAUAAGGCUGUGUUGAAUAUUCUUUUUUCAAAAUGUUGUACAGUUUCUGCUGAUUAGAGAGACCCAGUAUUCAUCUUGCUAAUUACAACAGAUUUCGAAGAGUUCAAAUGAAUGUUUCAUAUUCAAAUUCUCUACAAAAACACCCAAACACACACACAUACACACAACAUGAUGCCAAAGUAAGAAUAUUUCUUUGAAAACUAUCUUUCUUUGGGUUCAGUGUUAGCUGGGGUAAAGAGGAACUUUACAUAAGUCUGACAGAAAUCGUAUCACGUGUUCUCACAAAAUUUUCAAAGGAAGAGACCCCCGUUUAAAAACAGAGGGCACAGGAAACGGUCAUAUAUUCCAGUGGAAUGUUAAUUAAAUGAGGAAUCCAAGAAAAUCUCAAAGUCCCCUGGAAUUCCAAGAGUGACAUUUGUGGCGGAUAUGAAGGAAAACCCAGGAAUGAAUAACACAGUAAUUUUUACAGAUGGUCCAGUGUUAUGCUGCUUUUUGAUGUGUAUAUAUACAAGUCACAAUGUUUACAAAGAUCAAAAAUACAUUCUAAUUGUGAGCUAAUAGUGUUCAUAUGUAUUGAUAUGUUAUAAAGCUGUUUCAGUGUGUAUAAUUUUUUUUUUCAUGUUUGUUUACGGAAUGUUUGCAAUAUUUGAUCAUGUACAUAGUCCAAAACAAAAAAAAACUGAUGAAUAUAUUUGCAGGUGACGGAGGGCAUUCAAACUAGCAUUUAAUGACGCAUUCCACAAGAUAUUUUAAUCUCUGUAACUUGUAACUUACUGCACUUAAUUUGCAUGGUUUGCAGGUUAGGUCACAUAAUAUACCAAAGAGAAAAGGCAUAAUGUGCUGCCAGGGAAAAUGUUAUUUUGCAGCAUUUUUUUUUUGUAUUUUCAUCCACCAUCUUGUUUACAGUAACCAAAAAGUCUUAACUUAAAUCACCCUCUCUCCAAAAAGAAAAGUAUUUGCUACUGGUAGUUAGUGUAGUAAAAUGUCAGGAUAAAAGUGUUAAAUACAGCCCCCGUGUAGCUUGAAGUUUCUUUUUUUUUCUUUUUUUUUUUAAUGCUCAGCUUCAUGUAAACAGCAGCACGGCAAAUGAGAAAACCAUUUGCAAAACUCACAGUAGCUUAGUUACAAUGGACUGAGACCAUUAAUAUUAAAGGCAGUUUUGUUGCUCUUAAAUCCUCCGCUUGGAUUUUUAACAUAACUUGGUCUCAAGAUCUGAAUUAGUCACUAUUUGGUUUGGACUAAUGUGUCUGAUGGAUUUGUUAUUUAGUUCAGAUUCAGCUCAGAUUCAGAGUUUUACCUCACAUAAAUUUCAACUAAUACAUGACCAAAGCUAAUAUUUGCCCUUGUUCACAGUGUUAUCCCACAUGUUUUUUACAUCUGGUGACCACUGUUCCAUUGCAAGCUCUCUUGUCCUUCUUGCUGUCAUCUGAUUUUGGUGACUGAAUUAUGCUCCCAAUCCCCUGAUUUCCAGAUUUGCUUCACCAGUUACAAGAUCCGUUAAGAUGUGUACUUUGACUUAAGUUUGGGUAAAGCCUGGUCUGCUCAGUUUGUACUGCCUACAAGUCCACCCAGCAAAAAGACCAAAAUCAACAUUUAACUGACCUGUAAGUAAGUAUUGUCUGACCUAGCUUAUUCCUCUGAGCCGUAGAGCUCCAUUGUUGUUCAAACACUAUUAAAAACACAUAAUUGAGGCUUCAUUACAAUGCACAUGGGCACUGUAGUUUAUUGUGAGUCAGUGCCAUGCUGGGGGGUGUAAAUACUCACCAGCUAACCCAAUGUGUAUUAAUCUGCAGCUAAAAAUAAAUAAAUAAAUAAAAGCCCCCACAAAUGCCGUAUUUACUCAUGUCUGAGUUACAUUUUCAAAAAGCUACAGUGUUCAGGUGUUCUGGGAAAUUACAUAGCCUUUCUCUUUAAGACGAAUCAAAAUAUUUGUAACCCGUUUUGAAAGAUUUAUAUUCUUAGUGGAAAGAUAUUAGUUUUUACAUGAGGGACAAAGGCAUGGUAGGAAACUACUGGGAGACAAGCUAAUGCACGUAUUUGGUUUUUUUAUGGAAUUUUUUUGCAAUAAGGAAAAUACAAAAUAACUUAAACCUUGUGAUAAUUUUAGAAAUAUCCACAACACUCAUUUGAGUCAGAUAAUCUCCUGUUUUUGUCAGCUGGUCAGAAUAAUUGGUGGUGGAAUUCUGAGAAGAGCAUUUUGGCCCCAACGGAUCUUAAAUUGAACCCAAAUUGGACAUUUCCAUGGGGAUCGGGCAUGAGUGGAACUUGAGGUUGAGUGAAUUGACUACAAUAGUAAUUGUAGUCAAUUCACUGUGGCUUCAGCCCACAGAAAUGGAAAAGGGAAAAGACAGUGGUUGAUAAUAGCGUACAGUCAGUACAGUUGUACUUAAAACAUUCAAGACAGCAGCUGACUAAGGUGGUUAUUCUUCACAUCCAAUCUGACUUUCCACUAAUUGCCGCUGGACAAGUAAAUAUAUUGCCGUUGUAUAAUCCAGACAGUUUUUCAUUAAAAGGGUGGGCGGUAUCAGAGCAUGAAAAGCUUUUAUUACAAAAACACUUGGAAAAUUAUAUUUGAGCACUUUAAUACCCUAUAAUACAGUAUUUUGUUCUGAUUGUAUCAUGUAAAAUGAUUGUGUUUUGGAAUCAAGUGUACAAUAAGGCCAAUAACCAUAGAGCUAAUGUUGUAUUUCAUUGUUUUCAAAUACCUCUCAUGGAAGUAUAAAAUGUGUUUCAUUGUCUUUUAUUUAUCUUGUGCCGAAAUGUACUCAGUGGAGUCGACAUUGGUUUUCAUGCUUUAGAUGCAGUAUGUGGGCAAUGUUUUCUAAGACACAUCUCACCUUCUCAUCACACCAUAGUGAUGUAGGCACGUUGUAGAUAUCAGUGUUAACUUGGAAUAACAUAGGAAGAUGUUUUCUGGUUUCUAAUGUCCAUCAGUGAAUUGUGAAUAAGUCAAUAAAUCUAU